Molecule: messenger RNA, 2208 nt
Organism: Rotaria sp. Silwood1
Lineage: Eukaryota; Metazoa; Rotifera; Eurotatoria; Philodinida; Philodinidae
Source: the annotation of a GenBank genome assembly
AUGUCUGUCCUUGUACCAUCACUAACAAAUAACAAUCAUCAUCAUAAUUCUUCUUAUUUUUCUAAUAAUACAAAUCGUCGUAUUAAUGGAAAUAUAUCUCAAAUACAACAGAAUCGUUUAACAACAAAUACAUUAAAUGAACAUGAUCAAGAUAGUGAUCAUGUACCAUUUGGUGUUGUUAAUUCAAUGAAACAACGUUUACUUAAUAAAGUAAAUGAAUCUUAUGUAUUAAAUAAUAAUUCAACAAUAGUACGUCAUUCAUUAUUAAAACAAUCAACACGUAUAGCAUCAAAUGAAAAUUUACUUCAAACAAAAACAUCUGUAUCACCAUUAAAACGGACAACACGUUUAUCGCGUAGUCAAGAUAAUUUAACAAAUAAUAAUCAUAAUUCAAUAAAUCAAAUAUCUGGUCCAAUAAUAACAACAGAACAAUUUACUUCAUAUAUACAACCAAAACAAGAUGUAAUUAUUGUAGAUACAACAACGAAUAGUAAUCAUUAUGAUGAUAAUAAUGAUGAUGGAAAAUUACGUGCAGGACAGAAAGCAUUACCACAUCGGCAAUCAUAUACUGAAUUACAUGUUGAUGAAGCACCAAAACCUGGUACUGUUACAACUGUUAAAAAUAUGUUUGAACGACAAAUACGUUUAAGUCGUUAUGAUGCCGAUAAACUUAUUAAUACAUCAAUACCAAGUAGUAGUUCUCGUAUGAAUAGUCAACAUCGUGAUAUUUCAAGUCCAACACGUUCACGUAGUGUAUCACCGAAUGAUAUGGCUAUACGACAGCGACGAACAACUAUAGCUGGACCUAUAUUACCAUUAUCAUCAACAACAUUAUCAUUACCAGUUCCAACAUCUUAUCCUGAUCUUGUUAUAUCUCAUACACCACCAACAGAAACAAAUAAAAAUUCUACAGAACAAAUUCAUAACGAAAAUCAUACAGUUAAUAGCCAAGGAGUAACUAAAGAAAAAAAAUUAUCAAAUACAAAUCGUAAUUUAGUACCACAUGAACAUAUUCCACUAAGUGUUAUUAUUGAUGAAUGUUCAUCUAAUCUAUCAACUAAUCAUCGUCCAAAUCUUUUACUUCCAUCGAAGUUAUUAUCUGAAACUGUUGAUUGUCAACCAUUAGAUUUUAAAAGCCGUUUAGCUUUAUUCAAUCGUACAAAUACUCAACGAAUAAAUGAAAAUUCAAUAAAUAUUAAAAAAUCUGUUAAUCAAACAAAUUCAUUAUCAUCACAUCUAUUAACAAAACCAAUCGUUCUUCACCCAACACAUUUAGUAAAUGAAGAAAAAAAAGAUACACAAAUAGAUAUAAUUCCUAAUCCAUUAUCAAUAUCAAUAUCUCGAUCAGUUGUUAAUACAGCUAAAGCUGUUACAUUUUUUGGUGGUAAUAAAUUAAAUGGAAAUACAAAAUCAUCAUUACCAGAUACAAUACUUCCACCUCCACCACCAUCAUCAUCAUCAUCAUCAUCUUCAUCAUCAUCGUUAUCAUUAUGUGAAAUAAAUAUCAAAACUGAACCAUCAACAUCGAUUGAUUUACAUCGCGCACCUGAUGUCAUUGGUGGAAAUGUUAAAUUAAAUAAAUCAUCAAUUUUUUCAGGAACAAAAAAGAAUAUUCGAGUACAAUUUAUUGAUAAUGUUGAUACAUAUGAAUAUCCUUCAUUUGAAGUUGUUAUGGAAGAACAUGGUAGUAAUGGUUCAGAUGAUGAUAAUGAUAUGGAAGUUGGUGAUAAUCUCACAAAUGUCACUAGUAAUGGUGAUCAUGAUAAUCAUAAUCCGAUGAAAAAUAAUAUUAAUGGUAAAAAUAAUGAUAAAGAAGACGAAUUAAUCGAUAAUAAUAAUCAAAUUGAUGAUGUUGAUGAUGAUGAACUUGAACGUUUAGCACGGAUUAAUGCUGAGUUUAAUACGAAUAAUCUUACAGAGAAACCAUUAAAACCAAAAGGUACUUUACAUACAUUUCGUCCGACUCAUCUUGAUCAAUAUGAAUUAGGUACUCAACAUGGUUCUUUAACAAUAUCCAAAUCGUCAGAUACUUCUUCUACAACAAAUUCCUAUUCUAUAUUAGCACGACAGAAACUUUUAUCGUCUUCAGAUAUAUCAUCAAAAAAUUCAACAAAUCAUUCUAUUUUAAAACAGCAAAAACCGAAUUUUGAUAUGACAAAUAAUAUACAAUGGAGUUCAAUGUCCACAACGACUGAUCUGCUUUUUUGA